GAGGCCACUCUCUGUUCACCGAGAGAUUGACCGUUAACUCAAGGCUGAUACGUGCGACACGAGGUAUAUUAGGAAAAGAAAAAAAGAUAUAAAUACACCUCGCGCUAUAUAUAUACACUCAUUAGACUCGAAGACUGAUAACAUAUAUCGGUAGUCCACGUCGCGGUUUAACAUCAAAAGAAAAGAAAAGGAAAGAAAAGAAAAGAAAAGAAAAGAAAUAGGUAGUCCGGCGGGGAAGAAAGAGGCAAGACACUUGAAGCGUAACCGGCAGACCCUCGGUCGUUUCUUCGCUCUCCGACAGGAUGUCGCUAUUCGGUAGACUGACCCUCAUCGCCAGACGCUGCGUAUCCCGCGACGGGGUCCAGCGCGGCUCCAGGUACGCGUCGACCUACGCCGACUACACCAACGACGGCGACGACGGCGCUCCGUCCGAGCCGUCGAUCAGAAAAUCAGUAUUCAUAUCGCAGUCUGCGGAUGUGUUCACCAAUCUGGCGCUCGAGGACUGGUUCUACCGCAACUACGACUUCAACGAUCGCCAUAUGCUGCUGCUCUGGAGAAACGACCCCUGCGUGGUGUACGGGCGUCACCAGAACCCGUGGAAGGAGUGCAACGUCCAGGCGGCCGAGAAGAGAGGGAUCGCUCUGGCGCGGCGAAACAGCGGCGGCGGUACCGUUUACCACGACAACGGCAAUCUCAAUCUGUCCUUCUUCACGCCGCGGGAGCGGUACAACCGCAAGUACAACCUGCAGAUCAUCACGAGGGCACUGUUCCGAGAGUGGCGGCUGAAGAGCGUGAUCGACGAGCACGAUGACAUCGUCGUCGAAGGAGACUACAAGAUAUCCGGGACAGCUGCGAAGUUGGGCCGACCGAAUGCUUAUCACCACUGCACGCUGUUGGUCGGUGUGGAUAAGGACAAUCUGAACUUGGCUCUCGAGCGAAAAGAGGAUGACAUCAUCACGAAUGCGACAACUUCUGUGCAUUCUCCAAUAAAGAAUCUGCUUGACGUGAACCCGAACAUUCGAAUAGAUAAACUUAUAACCGCUGUCGGCAAUGAGUAUCUGCGCACCGACGCUCUCGUUCUUCAAGAUGGAGGGCAAAAGUUGCUGCAGAAGCAAAUGGGAUUCCAAUUUAUCAAUCCGAGCGAAGGCUGGUUUCCUGGAUUGGAUAAGUUGACCAACGACUUUCGUUCCUGGAGCUGGAAUUUCGGUAAAACACCGAAAUUCACGGUCACUCGGAAAUUCGAAGUCACCGCACACGACGGUAAGGUGCAUCGUUUGAAUUUACGUUUGGACGUGCAAGACGGCAUCGUGGAAGAGGUCCGUAUGAGCCUGCCCAACGAAUUGGCAUCGGCCGACUUUGAUCAGGACGCGAGCGUGAUCACUAAUUUAUGCGGCACGAGAUACAAUCACGAAAUAACCGAUGACAUAAUCGCUGCGAUCGGUUGUAAAAUCGACACGUCAAACACGAUUCACACCGAGGACCAAAGCAACGUAAUGGUUACGCAGUAGAUCGGA
Harpegnathos saltator (Jerdon's jumping ant) is the source of this 1514-nucleotide messenger RNA. RefSeq names its product Lipoyltransferase 1 (gene Lipt1). Gene Ontology annotation, molecular function: lipoyltransferase activity. The record is from RefSeq and is a predicted model, not a curated record. Lineage: Eukaryota; Metazoa; Arthropoda; Insecta; Hymenoptera; Formicidae. Gene Ontology annotation, biological process: protein lipoylation. Gene Ontology annotation, cellular component: cytoplasm; mitochondrion. The transcript is spliced from 4 exons. Bases 303 to 1508 code for a protein of 401 amino acids.